Suncus etruscus (white-toothed pygmy shrew) is the source of this 2149-nucleotide messenger RNA. RefSeq names its product sarcoglycan zeta (gene SGCZ). Gene Ontology annotation, biological process: heart contraction; cardiac muscle tissue development. The record is from RefSeq and is a predicted model, not a curated record. Bases 662 to 1597 code for a protein of 311 amino acids. Gene Ontology annotation, cellular component: sarcoglycan complex; sarcolemma. The transcript is spliced from 8 exons. Lineage: Eukaryota; Metazoa; Chordata; Mammalia; Eulipotyphla; Soricidae.
UCCCUUUAGACUUUAUUAUCUUCUUUUCCCCCCACUGAGAGCAUACCUCUUAGCUGCAAGACAUUUUUUAAGUCUAUGCAGGACUUCGGGGAUUUGGUGAUCUUGCCGGGGAAAAUUGAUCAUUGCUAAUGCCAGGGACUCACAUUGUGCUAAAUUAGCUACCAGAGUAAAGCCCGGCGGAGGAGGAAGGCUUUUAUCAUAGACUCUUCUCUCCAGUUUCAACACAUUUGCUUGAAAUUUGCCGCAUGAUGCUGUCCAGGGAAGCAGCCUUUUUUCUUGGGAUGCAGCAAUUCGCUGGUUUCUAAGCUUAUUGCAGAAGAAAUAAUCUUAAAAAAAAAAAUACAUAUAAAAAACAAAAGCAGAGUGGAUUUUCCUUCCCGGCUGGAUUCGACUGAACUGUGUUUUGGGCACCGCGGUCAAGAUCACCUGUCACCAAAUUCUUGGGAGGAAGUAAAAACAAAGUGAAUUCUCAUUAUUAUUUAUUUAUCUAUCUAUUUUUUAACGGGUGGAGGCUUCCCGUGAUCACGGAGAAUGAGACUGAGAGAAGCUGCCAAGGCUUGGAGGAGGAUAAAGCUGAGUUUAGGCUGGAAACUAAAAGACUAGAUUGUUUGGGGGUGCAACUUGCCCGGGUCCUCCUCUCCACUUCGUCUAGUUUCGCUCCAUGGACAGAUCCACCAACCUGGACAUUGAGGAGCUCAAGAUGACACGAGAACAAUACAUACUAGCAACACAACAGAAUAACCUGCCAAGGGCUGAGAAUGCACAACUGUACCCAGUAGGAAUUUAUGGAUGGCGAAAGAGGUGCUUAUACUUCUUUGUCCUUCUGCUGUUGGUUACCAUGAUAGUUAAUUUAGCCAUGACAAUUUGGAUUUUGAAAGUUAUGAACUUCACUGUGGAUGGUAUGGGAAAUCUGAGAGUCACCAAGAAGGGAGUCCGACUUGAAGGUAUAUCUGAGUUUCUACUUCCAUUGUAUGUGAAAGAAAUUCAUUCCCGAAAGGAUAGUCCACUGAUCUUACAAUCUGACAGGAAUGUAACCAUGAAUGCAAGAAAUCACAUGGGGCAAUUAACUGGACAGUUGACAGUAGGAGCUGACUCAGUGGAAGCUCAGUGUAAAAGAUUUGAAGUGAGAGCAAGUGAUGAUGGCAGGGUGCUGUUUUCAGCAGAUGAAGAAGAGAUCACCAUUGGUGCUGAAAAGCUGAAGGUCACAGGCACUGAAGGAGCAGUAUUUGGACACUCAGUGGAGACACCUCACAUUAGAGCAGAACCUUCUCAAGACCUCAGACUUGAAUCACCUACUAGGUCCUUGAUAAUGGAAGCUCCACGGGGUGUCCAAGUGAGUGCAGUGGCAGGAGAGUUCAAGGCAUCUUGCAGGAAGGAGCUCCAUUUACAGUCCACAGAAGGGGAGAUAUUUUUGAAUGCGGAUACAAUCCGGCUGGGAAAUCUACCAACUGGCUCUUUUUCAUCUUCAUCCAGCUCCUCAAAUACUCGACAGACAGUAUAUGAACUGUGUGUCUGCCCCAACGGCAAACUUUACCUUUCUCCUGCAGGAGUAGGUUCGACAUGUCAGUCCAGUAGCAACAUAUGCCUGUGGAGCUGAAGUGACUGAUUUCUCCUCACACCAGAAAAGCCUUUUGUUACUGUCCGUCUGCUUCACAGUUCUGCUCGGUUUCCCUUGUGAUCAGUCCAGAGCUUCUUCAAAUGGUCCACGGAGCAACUUUUUCUAAGUGUAAGCAGAGAUUCAUCGCCACUUCUCUUAUAUACUGUACCACUUAAGACAGAGCAUGUGAGUGACAGCAGUGGAAGAAAAUCUUCAGCAGGAAAACUGGAUCAUAACUCGUGCUCAAAAGGGAGAAUAAUAUAGGUGCCUUUGCUACAUGAAGUGAAGCACACAGUUUUAGAUUUUUGCAGGACCUGGAUUUGAACUGCACAUAUAUACAUUACAUAGAUGAAAAUCCCAGUAUCCAAUGGCAAGAUGAAAUGGUUAACUCUGUAAGAAAACUAAUUCUACAGUCUGAAAGCACAAUUUUCCAUUCAUCUUUUUGGAUGUAAACUUUUAUCCCCGAAUUUUAAAAUUUUGAAGCAUUAUGUAAUGCUUGCUUUACUAAAAUUUCAAUUCAAUACAUGGUUUUUAACUAAACAAAACAAAAUA